CAAUAUAGAAAAAGAAAUUGAAAGCUCCAUCGCUGUCCCAUUGCCGAAAGCCGCAGGAGAGAGAGAGAAGAGAAGGAGAGAAAUUGCCGAAACCCACUCUUCCUUCCCAGUCAUCAUCAUCUUCUUCCUUUGUUCAACUCAAUUUCCUCUCUUUCUUCGGAGCCUGUCCUUCUCCCUCCCCCGGGGCUCCUCCGCCCCGACCCGGAUCUCCCCCCGCCGCACGCAUUUCCCCACCUCUACACGCCGCCGGCAGAGCAAAUGUACUCCGCCCUGCACUCUCUACCGCUGGACGGGAGCAGCAUAGUCGGCGGUGGAGUAGCUGGAGCGGGGCACGUGGAUUUCCAGGGGUCGUUGGAUGGGACCAAUCUACCUGGGGAUGCGUGCUUGGUUCUCACCACGGAUCCGAAGCCCCGCCUCCGGUGGACCGCCGAGCUCCACGAGAGGUUCAUCGACGCCGUUACCCAGCUGGGAGGACCUGACAAAGCGACCCCUAAAACAAUAAUGAGGACAAUGGGGGUAAAAGGCCUCACUCUUUAUCACUUGAAAUCCCAUCUACAGAAAUACAGGUUGGGAAGGCAAUCCUGCAAGGAAUCGACUGAAAGCUCCAAGGAUGUCGGAAUUGCAGCAUCUGUGGCAGAAAGUCAGGACACUGGCUCAUCUGCAUCAACAUCAUCUAGAAUAGCUGCACAAGAUCUGAAUGACGGUUACCAGGUCACCGAGGCUUUGCGUGUACAGAUGGAAGUUCAGAGAAGACUACAUGAACAGCUAGAGGUGCAGCGUCGACUCCAACUCAGGAUUGAAGCCCAGGGGAAAUAUCUACAGUCAAUACUUGAGAAAGCUUGCAAAGCUCUAAACGACCAGGCAGUUGCAACUGCUGGACUGGAAGCUGCAAGGGAGGAGCUUUCAGAGUUGGCAAUCAAAGUAUCCAAUGAAUGUCAAGGAAUGGCACCCAUUGACACCAUAAGGAUGCCGUCUUUAUCUGAACUUGCUGCUGCUUUAGAGAGCAAAAGUGCUUCUUCGAAUGUGCCGGCUCGGAUUGGUGACUGCUCCACAGAGAGCUGCUUGACUUCAAUUGGGAGUCCAGUUUCGCCAAUGGGAAUGUCUCCACAGGCUGCUGCUGCCAUGAAGAAAAGAUCAAGGUCUGUCUUUGGCAAUGGAGAUUCUCUCCCACUGGAUGGCACCACCAUGCGUCAUGAAGUUGAAUGGAUGAUGAACAACAUGGCCUGAAGAGCUAGCUAGCUAGCUGCCGCAAAGUUAGCAUCCUAGAAUCAACUCCUCGUUGUUCACCACGUCCUUCUCCCUCUUCUUGGUUAUUGUCCUCAGAUUAAUUUGAUCUCCUAAGUUAACUGUAUCACCUUCAAAAUGGUCUCCUGUAUAGUUUGGGAUCCUUUUUCUAAUUGUAGGAACUUUUGCCUAUUCAGUUGGAAAGAUAUCAACUUUCUCGUUUCUUCCCCGCAAGCACUUCACUUUCAGUUAACAGCCUUUUUGGCCCGAGGAAAAUCGAUCUGCAAAAUCCUUGGCCGACGACAAACCAAACAGGCCUAGACUCUGCUAAGAUUUAUAAAUCUCCUUAUUAAGC
Messenger RNA from Linum tenue, 1579 nucleotides. The record is from the annotation of a GenBank genome assembly. NCBI's taxonomy places the organism in Eukaryota, Viridiplantae, Streptophyta, Magnoliopsida, Malpighiales, Linaceae.